AUGCGCAGUACGUUCUUAGAUGGAUAUAAAAGGGGAAACGACAUUUAUUCAAAACAGUUUAAUACGAAAAAUACAAGUGAUUACAAUGAAUACUGUUACGUACAGGUACUGUUAUUAACAAUCCUUACGUUGGUGAUGUUAUUCACAUUGAUGAUGGUGGUGACAUCACAGGUGACGUUCAGUCGAGACUGGACUGGCGGCAAGCGGUCAGACACACACGUUGAUUGUGGGCAGUUCACAAAAUUGUGCAAACGGUUCAUUCACGAUCUAAGACAAUUUAUGUCAUCGAAGAAGUUUGGUAAACAUCGAAAGAUGACUGAAGAAGACGACUUUGCUGUUUCCUACGAUGACGAUAAAUAG
Pieris macdunnoughi is the source of this 360-nucleotide messenger RNA. The record is from the annotation of a GenBank genome assembly. NCBI's taxonomy places the organism in Eukaryota, Metazoa, Arthropoda, Insecta, Lepidoptera, Pieridae.